Messenger RNA from Syzygium oleosum, 1291 nucleotides. RefSeq lists its product as uncharacterized. Gene Ontology annotation, molecular function: 3'-5'-DNA exonuclease activity. Gene Ontology annotation, cellular component: cytosol. The record is from RefSeq and is a predicted model, not a curated record. The transcript is spliced from 12 exons. NCBI's taxonomy places the organism in Eukaryota, Viridiplantae, Streptophyta, Magnoliopsida, Myrtales, Myrtaceae. The coding region runs from base 62 to 1030 and encodes 322 amino acids.
UUCGCUUCUAAUCAGCUUUCAGUGGUCAAGCAUACCGUCUCGCUUCUUCUCAGCUCCGGCUAUGGCGACUCUGCGGAUGAUAGAUAUUGCCGUCAACUUCACAGAUGGCAUGUUUAAAGGAAUCUACAACGGGAAGCAAUGCCAUUUGGGCGAUAUUGCCGCGGUGCUGAGCAGAGCCUGGAGUGCCGGUGUCGAUCGGAUCAUCGUGACUGGUGGGUCACUUGAGGAAUCAAAGGAAGCUCUUGCAAUAGCAGAAACAGAUGGGAGGCUUUUUUGCACUGUUGGAGUACAUCCAACUAGAUGCAGGGAAUUUGAAGAGAGUGGAGAUCCAGAAAAGCAUUAUCAGUCUCUUCUAUCGUUGGCUAGAGAAGGCAUACAGAAAGGAAAAGUUGUGGCAAUCGGUGAAUGUGGAUUGGACUAUGACAGGCUUCAUUUUUGCCCUUCCGAGAUUCAAAAGAAGUACUUUGAGAAGCAGUUUGAAUUGGCAUGUGCUACUAAGCUUCCUAUGUUUCUCCAUAUGCGCGCAGCUACUGAUGACUUCUGUGAAAUCAUGGAGAGAAACAAGGACAGCAGGUUUACAGCUGGGGUGGCACAUUCAUUUACAGGGAGUGCCGAAGAUCGUGAUAAGCUUCUUUCCUUCAGUAAUAUCUUUAUAGGUGUCAACGGUUGCUCUCUGAAGACUGCUGAGAAUCUUGAUGUUGUUCGGGGGAUUCGCCUUGAAAGAAUGAUGAUUGAGACAGAUUCUCCAUAUUGUGAAAUAAAGAGCACUCAUGCUGGCAUCAGCUACGUUAAGACUCUGUGGCCUUCAAAAAAGAAAGAGAAAUAUGAUCCGGACAGCAUUAUUAAAGGGCGGAAUGAACCUUGCUUAGUUCGUCAAGUUCUGGAGGUGGUUGCCGGUUGCAAAGGUAUCGAUGACAUAGAUCAGCUGAGCAAGACGUUGUAUCAUAACACCUGCAGAGUUUUCUUUCCUCAAGAUCUGGACACCACGGCAGAUGCUCUUCUUACUGGCAGUUUGAAACCUGCUGAAUGACCUCGAGCAUAGAUUCGUUGAAGUCUUGCAAUUUUCUCCCCAUACAGUGAACAUUGCUGCUUCUUCCGACGUGAUGUCUGAAUAUAUCCAUUCAAGAAAUGCAUGCCAGUGCUAAUGAAAGCCAUCAUGUCGGAUUAGUUAUUUGUCAUUCACUCCUAAACUGAAUCUGAUGAGUUUUCUCUCCAGAUAUGAUGCAAUUUAGUUAUAUUUGACGGCACUGGGAAAAUAUAUCAGAAUAACGAAACAGAGGUUUAAACCGUA